CGCUUAAAACCAGUAAAACUGUACGGGUUAAAGAAUUCUUCGUUACGACCUAAUGAAUUGGAUAAAACUCGUAAGGCUUCAUUUCUGGUCCAGGUUGGAUAAAAAUAGUACUGGGUGUGCACAUGUUACAAGAAACAGGCAAUCUUGCAAACGAGACUCAAAUUUUUAGAAAAAUUUAGUAGGGUUGAAUCAAUUUCAAAAGGUGACCUAGUGAGCGAAUCGAAAUCUGUCUUUUUGAUUGUUGAUUCCAACAUUUUAAAAUUAAACAUCACCACUGUGUAAAUAUUGGGUGCUUAAAAUGAUCUAUUUUUAUCUACUUUUUAUGAGUUUGGAUGUUUGAUAUUUCUAACCCCUAUUAUGGUUUGAUUAUUAUUUUCGGACAACCGUUGACAAUUGGAUACCAUUGUUUUUUUAACUGUGGUUGUUAAAUAUCGUACCAUGUGAGUGUAUGUCAAAAAAUCACGUGCUAAUAGUGUGAGGAUUUGCUUGCUCCAUCCAACUGAAAAGGUAUAUAUAUAGCUAGCGUUACCAAGAUCAGAAAAAUAUAGUUCAUUCGCAAAAAAUGGCAAAUGUAGCAAUUAUUGGUGGCGGCCCAUGCGGGAUGUCACUGCUAUCUGCUUUUCGUAGUGCAGAAAGGAGUGGUGAAAAGAUACCCAAUAUUGUUUGCUUUGAAAAACAAAGUUCAAUAAGUGGCUUAUGGAAUUACAGUUGGAAGCAUGGUUCAGAUGAACAUGGUGAGUAUGUCCACAAUAGCAUGUAUCGUACCCUCUGGUCAAACGGACCUAAAGAAUGCUCGGAAAUGGCAGACUACACUUUUGAGGAACAUUUUGGAAAAGCCAUACCAUCUUAUCCACCAAGAGCUGUGUUGCAGGAUUAUCUACUAGGUAAAGCUAAGAAACACAACAUUUCAGAAUUUGUUCGUUCGAACACAGUCGUAAGAACAGUAAAAGAAAAAGGAGACAGAUUUACGGUAUCCUACGAAGAUUUGGUUAAUAAGACGCAUGGGGAGGACACAUUUGAUUAUGUUGUGGUAGCUACAGGUCAUUACUCAGUACCACAUAUACCAAUUUAUCCUGGAAUCGAUCAAUUUCCUGGCAGAGUUCUUCAUAGUCAUGAUUUUAGAAAUGCAGAAGAAUUUAAAGAUCAAACCAUUGUUUUACUUGGCUCCAGUUAUUCUGCAGAGGAUAUUGCACUCCAAUGCUACAAAUAUGGUGCUAAGAAAUGCAUUAUAUCAUACCGAUCGAAACCAAUGGGUUACAACUGGCCUGAACAAAUAAAAGAAGUUCCACAACUCCAAAAAAUUGAAGGAAAGACUUUUCAUUUUGCAGAUGGAAGUUCUAUUAACGCCGACUCCUUGAUUAUGUGCACUGGAUAUCAACAUUUUUAUCCAUUCUUAAGUGAAAGAAUCAAGUUAUCUGCCACCAAUCACCUUUACAUUGACAAAUUAUACAAGGGUGUAAUAUUUGAGGAUAAUCAUAAACUAAUAUAUCUUGGUGCACAAGACCAAUAUUACACUUUCACAUUGUUCGAUGUUCAAGCUUGGUUUGCAAGAGAUUUUAUCCUUGGGAAGAUAAAAUUACCGAACGUCAAAGAAAUGAAGGCGGACAUGGAGAGUUGGAUGACUCGUUUUAGUGGCUUAACUACACAUGCUGAAGAGAUAGAUUUUCAGAGCGACUACAUUAAAGAUUUGCUAAGGGUUACAAACUAUCCUCAACAUGACGUCGACAAAAUGAAUGCUGCUUUUAAACAAUGGAAGGAUGACAAACGAAAAGAUAUUUUGACGUAUCGAGAUAUUCCUUUCACAUCUGUCAUAACUGGCACACCUUCUCCGGAAAUGAAAGUUGCUUGGUUGAAGGCAAUGGACUCAUCGUUGAACUGGUUUGUGAACGAAAGUUUAAAAAUAAAUGUGGAAAGUAAGAAAAGCAUUGGGUAGACUUUUAUGGAAAAGCUUUUUUAAAAACUAGAUUUUAAAUAAGUUUUUUUUUUAUUUUACUUUAGGAUUCUUAUAAAUUUAAUAUUGGGCUUAGAUCGCUAAGCAAUUUGUGAUAUUUAUUACUGGUAUUGUCUGGUAAGUAAAAAAUUCUGAACGAAACGGGUAAUGUUGCAACAUUGAGACAUUUAUCAAGUAGAAUCCUUCUAUAUAUUCUGGACAUGUGAUUGAUCCGACUUUUCGAAUUUUACCCCAUAAUCGGGAAAAAUCGGAUUUCCGGCAAUUUUUUGCUAUUUUUAAUGCGAACUAUGUCAAAUCGAAAAAUAUAUUGAAUAAAUUUUAUUUAGCUUUCAGAACCUUUAAACAGAAUGUGAAAAUUCGCUCUAGAACUAAAGUAAUUGAAUUUUAAGCAGAUAAACAAAUCUUAUGCUAUCGACGACGUCACAGAAAAAGUACUGACAUAAGCAAAAAUUAAUUUUGAGUUAAAAACUUGAGAAUUAUUCCAAAACAAAUGACAAGAACUUCGAAGGGCUUAAUAAAUUCCUUCGAAUUUUUUUUAUAAUGUAACAAGCUACUUGACUUGGUAAUCAAUUUAAGUUUAACAGAAUGUUCAUAGAAACGAAUAAGAAUGUUCAAGAUAUCAAUUCUAAUGUCAUUGGUUCCAGUAAGUGGUGGCUUUCCGGACUGUAAUUUGCAGUUUAAGACCUCUAUAAGAAAGUAAAUACAUUAAUCACUCUAGCAUCCAUUCUUAGAAACAACUCCUUGUUUGUUUGAUUCAUUUCACAAAUAAGGAAUGACAGCAACAGGAAUUUACAUUGUCUUGAACCGCUCUUAAACUAUCAUAUUUUAUAUUCUAAAUGAUACAUGACCAUGUCAAUACCUGUCGUACCGAACUAUUAUGUAUUUUUGAUUGUGUAUUAUCGUUUUUGAUUAUCUGCUGUUUUUCUGUGGUGAGACAAAUGCUGUAGAUGCUUCUCCAAGUUGGCAGGUAUUCAGUAAUAUGAAACUUCUUUAUGUAUUAAUAGGGACCUCCAAGUGACAGUGAUAGUCAGCUGUCUUUUUCAUUGUGUGUGGGAUGUGACGACGUUUCUUUUUUAUGGACAACUUAGUUAUUAAUAUUAGGAAUGAAUUGCUUGUAUUACAAGUCAUCGCUAAGUAGUUAGUUAAUGAGAAUUCUCAGUUUGGCUACUUUACGAAUUGUUGAUAAGGCUUAUGCCUGGAGUGUGCAGAGGAGAGCCUGUAAACACAAUGAAAGACCGACAUAUGUUUACUUCUUUUGAAGAAUCACCACAGCUUCCUGUUUCUUUAAGUUGUACCUUUUAUCUACAGAUUUCUUUUUUUAGAUUUGAUUCAUUUAAAUUACUGUAUUUACUUUACUAAACAAAAGAUAUUUUAUAAUUUUUGACUUCAGGGUGUGGCGUCCAUUCAAGGAAGGCGCCCUCCUGCAUUUGUUUGAAAGGACAUUGACAUAAAUUUAAAAUUUUUAUGCGAAUUAAAAAAGAAAGAAGGAGAAAUUAUUAACAACUUUAAUUUAGAAAUUUUUAGUUUAUCUGAAAUCCAUGUAUCACAACAAUAUGUCGGUGGAUGUACCAUAUCCUAGGACUAACCUAAAAAAGGAAUGAGAUUGUAAAAAUCUAAC
Molecule: messenger RNA, 3569 nt
Organism: Hydractinia symbiolongicarpus
Lineage: Eukaryota; Metazoa; Cnidaria; Hydrozoa; Anthoathecata; Hydractiniidae
Exons: 2
Coding region: 563-1933 (456 amino acids)
Molecular function (GO): N,N-dimethylaniline monooxygenase activity; flavin adenine dinucleotide binding; NADP binding
Source: RefSeq, a predicted model, not a curated record